AUGUAUGUGGCAUCAGAGAAGGUUUCGUGGUUUGAUCCCGCCCUGUUGACAUCGGAGCACGUGGCAUCCGAUAUCGAUGACUCUCUCGAGAUCAAGGAAGUUGUCAUGGAGGUGACACGCCGGCGCUUUGAAGAACAAACGCUUGCAGAUUGUGCACAGAACAGUAGAAGUGUACACGCUGCUGUUAGGGCGUUUUACCGUGACGCGGAGAAGAAGGGUGUGGCGACGGCAAUUCCAUCGAUUGGAUACCGCAUGGAACGCCCAGCAUGCCCCAUUGACCACAACGUGGAGCCCUUUGCACAUGUUGUUGUGGCUGGUGGAAUUUACGCCGUGGUGACGGAGCAAGUGCCACAACAUUUAUACUUUUUUGAUCAGGAGAAAGACAUUGCCAUCAGUCGCCUGAAGCUUGCCAGUGAUGCGAAGACGUCAGAUGAAUCACCGGCUGCUGUAAAGUUUUUUAUCGAUGAAAAAGAUGCCGUCUCAGCGCUUUUUCUUGACCCACGGGGGAACUUCUGUGUGGUGCGGUGGCGAUCAGGCAAGGCGGCAUACUACCACAUUCCUCACCGUCGUUGCCAUCGACGUCAUCAUUCUGAGGGCUGGCCCGCAGAAGGCAUGGAGGCUGGAGGAGAUGAAGAAAGGUCUGAGGAAGACAUGACGCCCCGGCGAUUUCCGCUGCAGUUUUCUUCAAAUGUCACCGGCAUGUUACAACCAUUUCACCUGGAAUGCGUCGCGUGGGACCUCAAUAACAAGAGUGAUACGACAACAGGUGAGAUUAUUCUUGGCUCCAGCAGUGGUGGGGUCCUUCUUGCGUGCCGUUUGGAGACCCACGGCAUCUUUGAAGCCCGUAAAUUGUACCAAUUUCCACAACCAUACAGCACCCAGCCUAUUGACAGCGUGGCGUACAUGGUAGAUUCACAAUCGCCUGAACACCCACGUCACCAUGUAGUGUUUAUUGCUCAGAAUAGUCGUUUAUUUGUUUUUUCUUCGCUAUGGGGACAGGGUGGUAGACUUGAGGCCGCAUUUGAUACAAACCUAAUGAAUUGCAAGAAUGUUGUGCCACGCUCCAAUUCUGCAACCUUGUACCCUGGUUCAUCGUUGUCAUGUGCUGGGUUGAGUGGCGGUAGUUUGAUGAAUUACAUCAGUAUCAGCAAAGAGGCGUCUACGAAGACGAUGAUGACGACGACGGCGAAUAUUACUACUGCAACAACCACAAAUGCUGCCACCCCUUCCCCUGUUUUAUCUUCCUCUUCAAUUAGGUGCCGUCACAGGGCUCUCUCGAGCACCGUCGCUCAUGUAGACACGAAAGUCACACAUGCCUCUCCGGAUGCUUUGAUGCCGCGUCUUUUUUCACAAGUGGCUAUUCUGGAUCCCCGCGAGUUGAUUCCCACGAAGCCAUCAUCAUUACGUGUGCCGGCAGCAGAAGGAGGAGGGGAAGCCAAUAAAGAUCAUGACGCUAGACGGAAUUCUGUACCCGGGGCUGACGCGGACAAACUUCCACAUGUUUUUUUUUGGCAGUACGGUGAUACUCUAACGCAUGGUGUUAUCAUGUUGACGGGCCCAGUGAGUACAUUGACAGAGGAGGCUUCUUUAGCAGCGCUUUCACCUUCUCUGCAGCAAAAAACCAAGGGAUUUGGUUUCUCGGCACUGCGGCCAACAGGUCUUCCGCCUCUGCCUAAUACGCGCUUGCCCUUGAACCUGUGGCAAAGUCUAUUGCCCAUUGGUAUUCUCAGCGUGGUGGAUCUUGGCCGGCUUCUGCGAGAAUUCUCUGCGUUUCUGCAGCCACAAAAAGGGGGCACGACGCAAAGACCACCGAUGUUUCGUUUUAUGCCCGCCAGAAGAGAAAAAAAUGUGACAACCGAAAAAUUACCACCACGACCUCUUGGAGUGGGUGACAUUGAGCGGCUCUUAUUAAUUCGCCAGGGUGUGCAAUACGGAUGUGGGGGGCGUUUUAUUUUGCCCAGACUCCCGGCAAGUCGCUUGGCUGCAGACGAGUUGAUUCUUCCAAAGGCGGUGGAGAUUCGAACGAGAGAGAAGGAGCCACAGAGCGCGGAGAGCCUUGUCUCCUUUGCGAUGGGGUAUGGCUACUUGUUGCUCACCACGACACGCGCCGUGUACGCUUUUUGUCACCUUGCGGCAUUGCCUUUGCCGCAGGAGUCAUUUCAAUGGAAGAAUUCCCUUGUAUUUACUCGGGGGCUUGCAACCCCAACAGUGGGAAACACAGCUGCAGGAGCUUGCGAGAAUCAUGCGAUGAUGGCAUUCUGUUCUCGUGACUGGGGCCGCUCGCAGGUAUUUCAUUUGUUUGCCACAUCGUACAUUGUUGAACUUCGACUUCGUCGUCGUCGUCGUGCGCAGUACGUUGCACAGCUAAUGGAUGCCGUCAAUUCUAUCAACGUUGUUGCCGUGAAUAAGAUCACCUCUGAGAAUACCGAGACGGAGGGCACACAAGGAGGAGAGGCACGGACGAUGGAGUUGAACAGUCAACAGAUGACGUUGCCGCAGAAUGUUUCCUGGCGACCCCGAGUGUCAUUGCAGCCGGUAAGUCUUCGCACACCGCCGGGCCCAGAAAGUCCUUUAAGCCCUAUUUCGGUUAUUCCUUCCCGCAGCAGCGAGUCUUUGUCAUCUUUUUUUACAACAUCUUAUAAACUACCCUUGAGAUGCACCAACGACGAGCUUCAAUUUGAGGAGUGGAUCAGGAAUCAUAAGGAUAAGGUGGUAAAUAUUCCACACAUGGGUACACUGGGAGGACACAUAGAGGCGGGACUACGUACGAUGUUACAUUACGACACGGACUUUUUGUACGGCAUGGCGCUACGACUUGCUGCAUGUUCUUCCUUGGAAAGGGAGAGAUGUGAUCUACUGCCGCGUGUUCGGCAUGUGUACGCAAAGCGGCUAUUUCGUCAAGGCCGUUUUCUUGAGGCGGCAGCCCAGCACGGACUGGCAAUGGAGGGCCCACCGUAUUUGAAUACACUUUUGCUGGAGUUUUCACGGGUCGCGACGGAUGACAUGGAACCGCUUAUUCUUUUUUUAAUCUUACGGCUGCGCGGGUAUGAGCGACAGAAAUCGAAUGGUGAAACAUGUAGCCUGGAGUUAACUUGCCUCACAACAUGGCUUGUCUCCCUCCUUCUUGAGCGUUGCAAUCAAAUUGGGAAGGAACGACAAGGCAACGGGGAAUGUUCUGGUUUGCCUGCAUUGGUAACCGUGUCUGUGGCCAAUCCUGCCAUUGUCACCUCGUCAGUGGGCGCAGAGAAGGCAGUGGGUGAAAAUCGACGUUCUCUCGAGAUGACGGCAUAUCUUCGCCGCAAGUAUAAUUUGAAUAAUCCACGGCAGUUGCUGGAUCAAAUCUUUGUACGAUACGGUGCAUUUGUGCAGUGGAAAGCGAUUUGCGCAGCCGUCUUUGGCAUAGCGAGCGCCGAACUGGCCAUUUUAAUUUGCGAACGAUUGGGUCAUCAUGGGGAGCUACUUUCGCGCCUUUUCCUGCAGCAGGAACGGCAACUGGAUGGACUUGUAUGUCUUGAAAGAAAUGGAACUGGAGUUUGCGCUUCUGCCUUAACAAAAACAACAACGUCAGUAACAACACUUUUAAAAGAAGAUCAAUUGAAUCAGCUCAAUCAAUCGUUAAAAACAUAUUGGCUGAAGUAUGCAUCUAUACUUAUGCGUUUUUGUCCUUGCCGCUUUGUGCGUCGCGGACUAAUUCCAUUUGGCUCAGAUUUGGGGUUAAAUCCCAUGCAGCUCUUCCCUGCGUUGUUGCUUUAUGACCCACGGCGUAACGAGAGGGCGUUUGAGGUGGACGGCGCGAUAGAAGUGGUCUUACAGCGGCAUAUGAUUGAGGAAUCCUUAUUAGAAGAAGAGCGAGCCCGUGCGACUUACCACGCUGCACAACUGUACUUGGAGCAUGUUAUCUACACGGAGGGUUAUACAAACGAAUGUCUUUUGAAUUUGUUGAUGUACUUUACGGCAAGAGAUGGAGAUGAUGCCGCAUUGACUCGUUUUUUUACCGAGUUGUGUGCAAACCACAUUUCACAUCGCCUUGAAGUAUCUUAUGCCUACCGUGUUUGUUCGCGGUUUGGGAGGCAUGUGGGUUGUGCCUGGACUUGUUUCAUCACUGGACGCUAUGAGGAAGCGAUACAGUUGGCGAUGAAAAUACGAAACGAGGAGCUUGCAAUACAUUUUAUCCGCAGUAUCAGAGGUAAUGAUGAGAAGGAGAUUCGUCACAUGCUAUGGAAAAGGCUUGCUACCGCAACGGCUAAAAACGGGGGUGGUGGGUCAAGACGUGCCCUGCAGCUUAUUGCGGAGAGUGAGGGUGAUUUGAACGUCAGUGAUGUACUGCCGCAUCUUUCUGGCGACGUGAUGAUGCAGGAGUUUCGGGAAGAACUUCUUGCGAGUGUGUCGAUCUUCAGUAAUACUCUGGUGAGUAUCAAGCAGGCAAUUGAGGUGUCUUUGAAGGACGUGGAGGCAAUAAAACGAGACAUGGAGAAUAUUCAGCGACGUCCCUUAAAGUUGCCAUCGACGCAGCGUUGUGCCGUAUGUGGAAAGGCUGCAUUGACGCGGCCAUUUGUAGCGUUUAAUGGAUGUCGACAUGUUUACCAUAAGAGGUGUUUUGAUGCCUGUCGUGCGAAAAUGGAGGAGCAACUUCGCUCUCUUAAGGAUGUGUCCACUUCACUGCCGGUGCACACAGGGGAAGAGAUUGAGUGCAUGCCUCUUGCAGAUGUGGAGUUGGAGUGUGUGUUUUGCAGUCGUAGAUAUCUGCGGCUGUUUCUGACAGUUCCAUUAUCGAAUAAUAUCACGAGCAGUUCACUGCGACUGCCAUAG
Trypanosoma cruzi is the source of this 4809-nucleotide messenger RNA. RefSeq names its product vacuolar protein sorting protein 18, putative. The transcript has a single exon. Gene Ontology annotation, biological process: endosome organization; vacuole organization; organelle fusion. Gene Ontology annotation, cellular component: endosome; HOPS complex. Gene Ontology annotation, molecular function: protein-macromolecule adaptor activity. NCBI's taxonomy places the organism in Eukaryota, Euglenozoa, Kinetoplastea, Trypanosomatida, Trypanosomatidae. Bases 1 to 4809 code for a protein of 1602 amino acids. The record is from RefSeq and is a predicted model, not a curated record.